Trichoderma citrinoviride is the source of this 889-nucleotide messenger RNA. RefSeq lists its product as hypothetical. The record is from RefSeq and is a predicted model, not a curated record. NCBI's taxonomy places the organism in Eukaryota, Fungi, Ascomycota, Sordariomycetes, Hypocreales, Hypocreaceae. The annotation marks the transcript as partial. The transcript has 3 exons.
GAACGCAAGCUCGCCAAGAAGGCCGCCAAAGCCGCCCGCAAAGUCGAAAAGCUCCAAGCCAAAGAGGCUGCCAAAGUGAAUGACGAUGGUGCCACGCGUGGCGAGAAGGGCAAGAAGGAGAAGAGCAAGAAAGAUCGCGAGCUACUGAAGCAGAUUCUGGAGCUGGAGACAAAGCGCCACAAUUAUCUGGCAGAGUUGAAGAAGCUCGAUGCCCAGGUCCAGCAAAUGCUCGAGCAAGCUGACGAUGCCGACAAAGUGGCCAAGUGGGUGGCCAAAGCUAUCGAGGAAACCUCCGAUGAGGGUGCCGGCGAGCAAAGCUCCAAACUUACGCCUGACGACGACGACGUUAGCGAGGCGGACUCCUCGGGCGGGAAGAACCCUGACACUGCCGACGGCGAAAAGAAGAAGAAGAAGGACAAGAAGAAGAAGUCAAAGUCCAAGGCUGAGGAGCCCAGUGCCGUUGAAGGACAGGCAUCUGACGGCAAAAGGAAGCGGCAGGACGACAGUGCCGAGCAACCAGCCAGCAAGAAGGGCAAGAAGGCGAAGGGGAGCAAAGGAGGAGAGCAGGAGGCGCAUGCAGCAGCCGAAGAAGUGAAGAUCGAAGGCCUCGAAGGGGGCAAGGCUCGUCAAGAUAAGUUUAUGAGACUGCUUGGCGGCAAGAAGGCCGGUGUCAGCACCGCUCAGCCGGGCAGCCUGGUGUCGAAGAGCCAGGGCGGUUCGGUCCGCGCCGAGGCAGCUAUCCAGCAGCAGUUCGAGGCUGGCAUGGCGCUGAAGGAGAGCGGCCACAAGCGCCGCGGCUUGGGUGCGUAGGACUGUCACGUCUUCUGAGAAAUGAUGGGGCAGAUCCGUUCACCUUGUACUAUAACUGCAGACCAGACAGUCGUUUGGG